ACUCGCCUAAAUCACGGGAGGAAAACCUCACACUUCCUUCCGUCUACCCGAGUCGCCCGAAAAGCCCAGCACUUUCUUCCCUUCCGAUUUCGCACGAUGGCGACUCUCCUCCGCCGAUCCGCCGCCCCCGCGCGGCAUCUUCUCCUCCUUCCCCGCCAGCUCGGCGCCGCCCGGUCCAUGUCCCGCUACUACGCCCGUGACGAGGUUUCACGGUUCGACGCGCUGAGCACGCCGGUGAACUGGGGCGUGAGCAUCGUGCCGGAGAAGAAGGCCUUCGUGAUUGAGCGCUUCGGCAAGUAUCUCAAGACGCUCGACUCCGGGAUCCACGGGCUCGUCCCCCUCGUCGACCGCAUCGCCUACGUGCACUCUCUCAAGGAGGAAGCCAUCCCCAUCCCCGACCAGUCCGCUAUCACCAAGGAUAACGUGGUCAUCCAGAUCGACGGCGUCCUCUACGUCAAGAUUGUUGAUCCCUACCGUGCUUCAUAUGGCGUGGAGAAUCCCAUUUUUGCAGUCAUUCAACUUGCGCAGACAACUAUGAGAAGUGAGCUUGGAAAGAUAACCUUGGACAAGACUUUUGAAGAGAGGGACACAUUGAAUGAGAAGAUUGUGAGGUCCAUAAAUGAGGCUUCGACAGACUGGGGCUUGAAGUGUCUUCGUUAUGAGAUCAGGGACAUUUCUCCUCCACCGGGCGUGAAGAAUGCUAUGGAGAUGCAAGCAGAGGCAGAAAGGAGAAAGCGUGCUCAAAUUCUCCAGUCAGAAGGGGCUAUGUUGGAUCAGGCAAACCGCGCCAAGGGUGAGGCUGAAGCGAUUCUUUCCAAGUCACAAGCUACGGCCGAAGGGAUUAGAAUGGUCUCAGAGUCCAUGAGAGCUGAAGGCAGUGCUGAGGCUGCAAAACUGAGAAUUGCUGAACAGUACAUCACAGCAUUUGCUGCUCUGGCCAAGAAUACCACGACAAUGCUUCUUCCAAGCGACGCUGGCAACCCAUCAUCUAUGAUAGCCCAGUCUCUCCAGAUAUACAAGCAUAUAAGCCAGUCCAGCAGCCCGAAAGGAGGGAACCAACAGGCAGAAGAAGUUGAGGAAGCAGGACCGCAAGAAGAGGGCGAUACGUUCGGCCUGCCUUCUGUGACCAGCGCGAUGCCACCCAGCACGCAAACAGGCCAUGGCAGCACGUUCUCCCUGCAGAAGCGUAAAGAAUGAUCAGCCUGUUCAAGUACCGAAGGGAACCCUUUUUAGAUAGGAGGGUGUCACUGAAAACACCAGCAGCAUUUGAGGUUUCGAGCUUAAUUCAUGUUAUGUUGAGUCGGCUUAGGUUGAUAUGGUAAUUGACCUUACAUUAGUUAUCCAGGCGCCAAAUGCAAAGGAGGCUAGGCGACUGGGGAGAUUUUGACGGCAGCCUGCAAGACUUGUGUAAUGCAAGUAUAUCGCUCACGAUGCCAGCAUACUCUUGAUGGCAAUAUUUCACUGCAGCCUUUUA
Messenger RNA from Triticum urartu, 1474 nucleotides. RefSeq lists its product as uncharacterized. Gene Ontology annotation, biological process: mitochondrion organization. Gene Ontology annotation, cellular component: mitochondrion; membrane. The record is from RefSeq and is a predicted model, not a curated record. Lineage: Eukaryota; Viridiplantae; Streptophyta; Magnoliopsida; Poales; Poaceae.